Sphenostylis stenocarpa is the source of this 513-nucleotide messenger RNA. The record is from the annotation of a GenBank genome assembly. NCBI's taxonomy places the organism in Eukaryota, Viridiplantae, Streptophyta, Magnoliopsida, Fabales, Fabaceae.
AUGUCUACCGUGCUCUCUCUAUCAGCUUCUUAUUACUCUUCUUCGCGUCUCUUCUGUCCCCUAUCAUCUCCCAACUCUCUUCUCUUCUUCGCACGCCGUUAUCGCAUUUCUCUCUCUGGCACGCGCCGUUGUCUUUCAGGUUCUCUUCGCCUAAUUCCUCUUUCCAAAUGCAAUAUCUCUUCAAUUGUAACUUUCUUUGCUGCGUCAGAGAAAGAAAAUGGUGUAUUUACGUCUCCUGAGAUUGCCAAAUCCUUCGACUUUACCGCGGAAGAACGCAUAUACAAUUGGUGGGAGUCUCAAGGGUAUUUUAGGCCGAACUUUGACAGGGGAAGUGAUCCUUUUGUGAUACCGAUGCCACCACCCAAUGUUACUGGUUCUCUGCACAUGGGUCAUGCCAUGUUUGUGACACUUGAGGAUAUUAUGAUUAGGUACAACCGCAUGAAGGGAAGGCCAACACUUUGGCUUCCAGGUGCUGAUCAUGCUGGAAUUGCAACUCAGGUUUGUUUACUGUGA